AGUUUGUUAAUUCUGUGACAGAUCUGGGACCCUGCAAUUUGGCUUCAAAGAGAGAAAACUUGGUGAAAAAUUCCAAAUUUGUGAGUUUUUCAUUUCUGGGUUGCAAAUUAAAAACUGAAAAAAGGACGUUGAUUGCAAUUAAUGGAGGAUUCGAGUAACACUGAUGGAGGAGAGACACGAAAUCAGACAAUACCUUCCACUUCUUCAACAAUAACCUCCGAUGGUUACCGUUUGUUUGGUCGUCAAGGUUCACUUCACCAGUUUUUGCGUGGUGGUAAAGGGGCUGAUAUUCUCUCAUGGAAGCAGCAGCAUGUUUCUUUUGGUGUCAUUGUUGUUGCUACUGUUGCUUGGUUCAUAUUUGAGUGGUCUGGCUUACCAUUCUUAUCCAUUUGUUCAAAUGUCUUGCUGAUAUUAAUUGUAUUGUUGUUUGUUAAUGCCAACUAUGCUGCUUAUAGAAUCAGACAACUACAAACAUUACCCGAACUUGUAUUGUCAGAAGAACUGGUUAAUAAUGCUGCAGCGUCAUUUCGUGUUAAAAUCAAUAGUGUGCUUCUUAUGGCUCGUGAUAGAACUCUUGGCAAGGAUUUUCGAGUUUUUUUCAAGGUUGUGAUUUGUCUAUGGCUUUUGUCUGCCAUUGGUAGCUAUUGCUCUUUCUUCACACUUGCCUAUAUUGGAGCCAUUUUAUCUAUUACUCUUCCUGCCUUCUACAGCAAAUAUGAAGAACAUGUGGAUAAAUGCUGUGGAAUUAUCCACCGAAAAUUUUCCCAAAACUAUAAGAUAGUUGAUGACAGUGUGAUUAACAGAAUCCCCCAGUUUUUAUCCAAAGAUAAAGACGUCUAAGUCACACAGAUUACAUAGAGGUUACAACUGAAAAUGCUGGCUCUUUAGCUUUCAGUGACUGAUACAAACACGCUAAUGUUUUGCUUCACUUUAAAUGAAAGAGGAUUUUUAUCUGUUAUGUUAUCUACAUGUUUCACUAUCAAUUGAGCUGCAACUGUCUGCCAAGUGCUUCUUCAUAUUAGAGUGAAAAGAAAAAGAAGGUUCAGGGGUUUCUACUGAUCUGCUAUUCCAAGAUUCUGCCAGACUCAUUUCUUGUUAUUGAUUCUUGAAAGAGCCUUUAUGGUCUGUGUGGAGCUACUACUUUUGUUGGGUAUGUAGAAUUAGUAAAUGGUAGGGGAGUUGAGCCGAUUGUCAUUAAAAGUUUAAGGUAAUGAGACACCAACUUUAUGUGUUCCCUCAGAAGAGCAUAGCACAUCGGUUUAUUUUGGGAUCUAUUUUUACUAAAUAAAUUUGAAAGGGCAUAGCUAUCGUUUCUUGUUUUAUAUCUUUCAGUUUCCUUGGUGGGUUUUGGAUCGAUGCAACGAUUUGGAAAUCCUGAAAUCUCUUAUGACUUGUAAAAACCUUGUCAAUGUAGGCUGGAUGGUUUGUCUCCUCAACUCCUUCUGUUGCUUAAUGUCUAUUCCUCAAGA
Molecule: messenger RNA, 1469 nt
Organism: Durio zibethinus
Lineage: Eukaryota; Viridiplantae; Streptophyta; Magnoliopsida; Malvales; Malvaceae
Product: reticulon-like protein B16
Biological process (GO): response to bacterium
Source: RefSeq, a predicted model, not a curated record